Exophiala spinifera is the source of this 1194-nucleotide messenger RNA. RefSeq lists its product as uncharacterized. Gene Ontology annotation, molecular function: carboxy-lyase activity; DNA-binding transcription factor activity, RNA polymerase II-specific; zinc ion binding. The coding region runs from base 1 to 1194 and encodes 397 amino acids. The transcript is spliced from 4 exons. The record is from RefSeq and is a predicted model, not a curated record. NCBI's taxonomy places the organism in Eukaryota, Fungi, Ascomycota, Eurotiomycetes, Chaetothyriales, Herpotrichiellaceae. Gene Ontology annotation, biological process: DNA-templated transcription; regulation of DNA-templated transcription.
AUGGCGGCGGUGAACAUCGACAUGACGGAUCGUUGCGAGAGUGACGAACACAUUACCCACACCGUCGACCAGUUUCUCUCAAAGCGUCCCCGCCGAUCGUAUCCGAAGGCCUGCCAUCCAUGCCGCCGUCGCAAGGUCCGAUGUAAUAAUGCCCAACCUUGUUCCAACUGUAUAUCGCGAGACUAUCCUGAACUCUGCUACUAUGCGUUCACUGAGGCCGAGAGGGGAAGUCUGCGACAACGGCGACGACGUAAUGGAGCGGCGCUUUGGGAGACAAAUGGCAAGGACCAAGUUACUGCCAGGCGAUCUUCCAGGCUGCUUGAAUUCGAGCGAGAGCUGCAUAUUCUAGAAAGGACAGCGUUUACAGAAGCAGCGCCAUCUGUAAAGGCAAAGGACGGUCAUCGGUCAUUCUCCGACUCGGUCGCGAAGAGCUAUGAACGCGCUACGCAUCGCAAAGUUUCUUCGGCAGCCACCACGAUGAAACCUGAGACAGAGCAUCCCCCACACCAGCAGCUAGACGAACGAUGCGUCCGCACUCCUACCGUGAGUGAUACGCCUUACAUGGCAGACGCCGGAAACAUUCACCCCUUCGAAAAUCUGUGGCAACCUGGAUCCUCGGUCCGAGAGGUCGCCAUGGCACUUCCAAGUGACGAGAUCUUCACACGAUAUCUAGAAGCUUUUUAUGAGGUAUACCAAGUUGCGAUGCCGUGUGGGCCGAUGUUAGAACUCCGAGAGGAUGCCAGGCGCUUUUGGCGAGCACGAUCACUUGGAAACUACGUGGGGCCUGAGCUUCAAUCUACAUCGUGGCUUGCAUUGCUGUUCAGCUGCUUGGCCUUUGGGAGCUGCUUUGCGGAUCCGUCUUCGGAGGACACGCAGCUGAACGCGAAUAUAUUUGUGUGCUGCGCCUUUCAGCUUUUACGGCUGGACAACUACCUCCUAGCACCUAAGAUUGAACAUAUACUUGCACUCUCCACUCUUGGUGGAUGUCUUCGCGGCCAAGCCAACCCAGAUGCCUCCUGGUCACUUUUGGGCACGACCAUUCGCCUGGCACAGAGGCUUGGGCUCCAUCAGCAGGCUGCUCUUUCUGCGUCCUCCACGCCGUCAGAGAAAUAUGCAUGGCAUCUCUGGUACGUCAGACUGUCCAUAAUUUUAAUGAACCUCGUCGUACUCGCAAGUGCCCGUCCUCCGAGCUGA